Molecule: messenger RNA, 4088 nt
Organism: Python bivittatus (Burmese python)
Lineage: Eukaryota; Metazoa; Chordata; Lepidosauria; Squamata; Pythonidae
Source: RefSeq, a predicted model, not a curated record
CAUUUCGGGAAGAAGGGGAAGUCUCCGUCCUGGCGUCGGGCAACGUACUUCCGAGCGCGGGGUGUCGUUGCUGGGUGGCGGGAGUUUUGAGCCCGUUCGAGGCGAGUUAACUGCUGAGCGAUCGCGGUGAGUUUUGGCAGGCUCGCCUGGCAAGUCCUGAAGCUGGCUGCGUCUAGAGGGAGACUGGACCACUCCCUUCUAAGGGCCGCUGCCUCCCCUCCUGAUUCGGGGCUCCGCGCCGGCCUCCUGGCUUUCCCACCCGUAAGGACAGAUAGCGCCCGGGGAGGCCAAUCUGGUCGUCUCAGCGGCUUCGAAAGGCGGCCAUAAAAACAAGAGCGAAGCGGUGGUGGGAGAGCCUACGUUCGUUCGCCUCAACGGUUCCGAAGGCACCUGAGGAAGUUGUCCCAAUUCUAGAACUGAGGAAGAAACUCUUCUGGGUUUGGGUAUUUUGGCAGGUGGGGGCUUGGGUUUUUUUUUUUAAGGAAUCAAAAGUUGAAAAUGGGAGAAGUUGCAAUUUCCUUUCCAGAUGGUACAUUAUCUCUUCUGGAAAAGUUGGAGGCUUCUGCCCACAAAGUAGCACUGAAACGAGGGAAAAUAAAGGAGCAUGAAGAGAAGGUAUUAAAGAUGAAAAUGAAGAUCCAGGAGCUGAGACGUCAGAGAGAUGAGUUAAAAACCAAACUAAAUGUGUGUCAAUCACAGCUCAUUGCAGGCAAAGAUGCCAUGAAAAGCAGUCGGCAAGUUUCUGAGGCUACAGAGACAAGCCAACAGGCCAUCUUAAAGGGGAAGAUAGAGAAUGCCAAGGGCUUGCUAGAACUUUUUCGUCUGACAGGCCUAAGUGGGAAAUUGACAGAGCAAGGAAUCUCCCUAUGCAUUAACACUGCCUUUGAAGGAACUUACCUAGAUUCCUAUUAUUUAGACAUCCUUAUACAACAGCCAAUCCAGAUUCGACACCAUUCAGUCCCAGCUUUCAUACCUCUGGAGCAAAUAGCUCAUGAGCAUUUGCAGAAAGACAUCAAGCGCUUCCUGUCUGUACUCUCAGAUCACCUGAAUGCUUACGCUAGGAGGAAAUUUCAGGCAGACCAAUUACAGGAACAUUUUGCUGUUUUUUUUAAAGGAUGCAUGAAAGGAAAUUCCUUAUACACUCAGUUGGAAUUUAACUACCGUGUGACAGAAGGUGGGAAUUUUCCAUUUACAGCAAAGAUUACUUAUGGAAAUCCCAUGAAUGCCCUCCCAACCAAGGUCACUGUUGUAUGUAAAGGUGAGAAGCAAUAGGUUGUGUUUGAUAAUGGAAUAGAUUAUUUAAGUGAAGAAUCCUUUGAGUUCAGCUCAACUCUUAUAGGUACGUGCAGAUCAGAAGCAGCAGUUGGUGUUGGUGGAUGGGAGCUGCUGCUGGCCAUGGGCCCAGCACUGGCUUCCACUAGGUUUCUGAGUGCAGUUCAAAGUGCUAUUCUUUACCUAUAAAACCCCAUAUGAUUGGAGGAUGUUAACAUCACUCCCUUGUCAUGGACAGAUCACUCCUUCUUGACCCUAGAGAUCUCUGUAGCUGUCCCCCUCUGCAGGGAGGUGAGGGCUGUUCAGCCCAUGCCAGGCAAUUGAUGGAGCCACUAGGGUUUCAGGGGGAGCUUGGAAUUAUUCCUGAUGCUCUGGGGCAUGAUCUUGCUGAAGUCUUGGUCAUGGCUUGGAAUAUGAUGAGGGCCUUAGACCAGGUCGCACUUGUGCAGAGUCUCUGUGAUUGUGGAUCCCGUGGAGCUUCCUGCUUUACAGAGCAGCUCUGGAAGAUAAAGUGAUACAAGAGAUGCCUAGAGCACUGCUGCAGGAAGAUUAGGAGCAAAGCCAACUGAGCAAAGAUGAGAUUUUAGGACUUGGCUUGUGGCAGUAAGAGCAGCAAAGAAGACUUACUUCUCUGUUCUUAUAUCCACAGGUAGCUGGCCAACGGCCCCGUUUUGAGUGACCUGGUCCAGACCAGGUCUGCUGUGAGAACUAUUCUAGAUAUCUGUUGGAUAAAGUUGCUCGGUUUCGCUCUGAUUUGGACUCUGGCUGGACAGGUCUUAUGGAGGUGCCUGAGGCACAUCUUAGCCUGGUUACCUGGGAAGAGGUUGAGCCGGUCAGGUUAUAGUACUGAGACAGCAUUGGUUGCAUUUGUGGAUGACCUUUAGAGUGCUUGGGAUGGGGCUGGUAUGUCCAUCCUUAUACUCCUGGAUCUCUUGGCGGCUUUCAGUACCAUUGGCCAUGGUAUCCUUCUGGACUGGUUCUGGACAUUAGGAGUGGCAGACGCUGUUUUGCAGUGGUUCUCCUAGAACCUAGAAAAGCUGUGUUUUUCUAUGAUGAUCCUUGCCCUAUGAAAUAAUCCCCAUCCUAAGGCCAGGUCUGCACUGACCAUGAUGGUCUUUCCAAAGGCAAGUUAAAACAGAUAUUCCAGAGAGCUUUUAGGGGAUGAGAAAAGUGGAUGCUCUUGGCUUUGUAUGGUUAUUGUUUUAUCAGUUAUAUGCUGUUUAUUAUUGUGUGUUAUUCUGUUUUUAUGUUUUAUAUUGUUAACUUCUGGGACUCUGUUAUGUGAUAUAUACACAUAAUAUACAAACUUGUUAAAUAGUAAAAUAAAGGAAUUAAUGGAAUAUAAUUCAAUGAAGCAUGUUGUUUAUUGAUAUGAUUUAUAUCCUGCUUUUCUAUCCAAGCAUUCAAGGUAGCUAAUAACAAAAAGUGAAAUACAAAUUGGCAUUUAAAUUUUUAUUAGCCUUUCCAACAGCUUCUUUUUUAUAGAAAAUUGGUAAGAAAUUAUGUCUUCAUAUGUCUUCAACCAUUUUUCAAUGGUUCUCAAUUUCAGUGGCACAAUUUCAGAGAACUGGUAGGCUGAAGAAAAAGGUUGAUAAUAUGGGGAACUUUCAAGCUGUUGUGAUCGUCUUUGGUCUUCAUGAAGCAUUCACAUUCAGAAAUAAAGUGCGAUUUACUUAGAAUCAUAGGAUGGAAGGGCUAGUUAGAUCAAUGAGUCCAAAUCAAUAAUAGGGAUCAAACUUUUUUUAUGAUAUAUUUUGGAAUCUUCCCAGAUAUUGAUGUCAAAUCAAUUUUUCUGUAGUUCCCUGAUCCUUCCUUUUUCUCCUUUGUGAAGAUACGGACACUUGCCCUCCUCCAGUCAUCUGGCAUCUCACUAGUUCUCCGGGAUUUUUCAAAGACAAUAUGUAAAUAAGUUUAACAAGACUAUCAGCAAGUUCUUUCAGCACCACUGAAUUGAAUUAAUCUGGCCCUGGAGUUUUAUACUCAAAGUAAGCAGGUAUUCAGGGACUAUAUUCCUAUCAGUCUCAUGCUUCAAUCCUGCUUUUCCAUCUCUUUUCACAGUUGCCUAGUGGAACAUGUACCAGCUUGUGGGAGAAGUCAAAGCCAAAUUAGGAACUUGAUAGCUCUGCCUUGUUGUUGUUACUGAUUAGCAUUUUGCCAUUUUCAUUGAGCAACUGAAUACUGAUUAUUUUCUCUUCCUUUUAUUUUGAACAUAACUAAAGAAUCCCACUAGUCUUAAAAUCAUUCAGCAACCUCUGCUUGUUCUGAGUUUUAGUUUUCCGGCUUUCAUGUUUACAGUUUGGGCUGGCUGUAUGCACUCUGGUGACAUGUCCCCCUUUCCAAGACAUACAAUCCAAGAUACUCAUUCAGUGACACUUAGCUUUAGUUACCCUUAAAAUCAAGAAUUCUAACAUUAGAUGGUUAUGUCUCCCAAUAUCCCUGCCACUUACAAUUUCUUAACUAAGUCUUCUCUAUUGAUUAAUAUCAAGUUGGCACUAGCUGAUCCUCUCACUGAAGAAAAGAUUAUCAGCAACACAAGCUAAGAAUCUUCUGGAAGAACCACGCUUGGCACAGUUUGUUUCCCAGCAGAUGCUUGAGUAUUUAAGUCCCCUCAUCACUUUCAUGUUCCUUUGAAAGAUCUGCAAUUUCCUUUUGGAAAGCAUCACCAACAUCUUGAGUGGUAAGGCAAUAGGAGGCAAUUUUACAUCAGAUAUGCUCUACAAUAUCUGCAACCUCAUUCACUUAUUUUUGAACAUGAAUGCAUAUUUUUAACAUACAGAACAAUUCCUCCUCCCUUUGCAUAGCUUCUGUGUCUUUUC